This is a messenger RNA of Hyla sarda, 3855 nucleotides long. RefSeq names its product protein phosphatase 4 regulatory subunit 3A (gene PPP4R3A). The transcript is spliced from 15 exons. NCBI's taxonomy places the organism in Eukaryota, Metazoa, Chordata, Amphibia, Anura, Hylidae. Gene Ontology annotation, biological process: protein dephosphorylation; DNA damage response. Gene Ontology annotation, cellular component: nucleoplasm; protein phosphatase 4 complex. The coding region runs from base 562 to 3030 and encodes 822 amino acids. The record is from RefSeq and is a predicted model, not a curated record. Gene Ontology annotation, molecular function: protein phosphatase activator activity.
AUCGCCCCCUCUUCUCCCAGGGGGGUGAGGCGCGCAGGAGGGAGGGGACGAGGGAAUAUGGCGGCGGCGCUGUGACGGACACACUGGGCCAGGCACGGCGGGCAGAGAGGGCGGAGACACCGGGAGUGAGCGGAGAGCAGCGGCCGGGAUAGUAAGGACAGGCCCGGACUCAUCCUCCCGCCAUCACAGCACAGCGAGCCCCGGGCUCUGGCCCGUCAUCACCUCCACCGGGUGACGAGCGGGAAGCGGCGACACACCGGGGACCUGAGGCCUGCAGCCGGGAGGGCAGGAAACCAUCGGUCCCGGGGUCGGUCUGAGAAGGAAGCCGCUACGGGUGUCAGGAGAGUCCGGGGAUCGGGCCUGGCGGGGGUGAGAAGAAGCCCAAGACCCCGAGCAGCGCGACCGAUACGCCGGGCUGUGGCCUUCAGGAAAGCCCGGGGACUGAGGCCUCCCUUCCGGUCUGCGGCUUGUAGGAAAGCCCGGGGAUCGGGCCCUGCUGACCGGGGGGCGGGAGUCACGACAGCCCGGGGACCGGGCCUCCCGGAGCACACGGCCGCCAGUAUGACGGACACCCGGCGGAGGGUGAAGGUCUACACCCUCAACGAGGACCGGCAGUGGGACGACCGGGGCACCGGCCAUGUGUCCUCCGGCUACGUGGACCGGCUGAAGGGCAUGUCCCUGCUGGUGCGGGCCGAGAGCGACGGCUCAUUGCUUUUGGAAUCGAAAAUUAACCCGAACACGGCCUACCAGAAGCAGCAGGACACGUUGAUCGUUUGGUCAGAGGCUGAAAAUUAUGACUUGGCUCUUAGUUUUCAGGAAAAAGCUGGAUGUGAUGAGAUUUGGGAAAAAAUAUGUCAGGUACAAGGAAAAGACCCUUCUGUGGACAUCACUCAGGAUCUGGUUGAUGAAUCGGAAGAAGAGCGUUUCGAGGACAUGUCCUCUCCAGGCUUGGAAUUGCCAUCCUGUGAACUUAGUCGGUUAGAGGAAAUUGCCGAAGUAGUGGCCUCGUCUUUGCCCUCUCCGCUUCGCCGCGAAAAAUUGGCUCUGUCCUUAGAGAACGAGGGGUACAUUAAAAAACUCCUGGAACUUUUCCACGUGUGUGAAGACCUGGAGAACAUUGAAGGAUUACACCACUUGUAUGAAAUAGUUAAGGGCAUCUUCCUCUUAAACCGAACUGCACUCUUUGAAGUCAUGUUUUCUGAAGAUUGCAUUAUGGACAUCAUUGGCUGCCUGGAGUACGACCCCUCUUUAUCUGUACAGCGCAAACACAGGGAAUUUCUAACAAAAACUGCUAAGUUUAAAGAGGUCAUCCCCAUAUCGGACCCAGAACUGAAACAGAAAAUCCACCAGACGUACAGAGUGCAGUACAUACAAGAUGUGGUAUUGCCCACCCCCUCUGUCUUUGAAGAAAACAUGUUGUCUACUCUCCACUCCUUCAUAUUUUUUAACAAAGUGGAGAUAGUUGGGAUGUUACAGGAGGAUGAGAAAUUUCUGACCGAACUAUUUGCGCACCUCACAGAUGAAGCCACAGAUGAUGAGAAGCGUCAGGAGCUGGUGAACUUCCUGAAAGAGUUUUGCGCUUUCUCUCAAACAUUACAACCUCAGAACAGAGAUGCUUUCUUCAAGACCUUAUCUAACAUGGGCAUCCUGCCUGCCCUGGAAGUCAUUCUGGGUAUGGAUGAUACACAAGUCCGUAGUGCGGCCACCGAUAUCUUUUCCUACCUUGUGGAGUACAACCCAUCCAUGGUGCGGGAGUUUGUAAUGCAGGAGUCGCAGCAGAACGAUGAUGACAUCUUGCUGAUUAACCUCAUCAUCGAGCAUAUGAUUUGUGACACUGAUCCAGAGCUGGGGGGAGCGGUGCAGCUGACAGGACUGCUGAGGACAUUGGUAGAUCCAGAUAACAUGCUGGCCACCACCAGUAAAACAGAGAAGACUGAAUUCUUAGGCUUCUUCUACAAGCAUUGCAUGCACGUCCUCACUGCUCCAUUACUGGCUAACACUACAGAGGAGAAACCCAGUAAAGAUGAUUUCCAGACGGCUCAGUUGUUGGCACUGAUCUUGGAGCUGUUGACGUUUUGCGUCGAACAUCACACCUAUCACAUCAAGAACUACAUCAUCAACAAGGACAUCCUGCGCAGAGUGCUGGUACUUAUGUCCUCGGUGCACUCUUUCCUGGCCCUGUGCUCCUUGCGGUUCAUGCGGAAAAUAGUCGGUUUGAAGGAUGAAUUCUACAACAGAUAUAUAGUGAAAAGCUUCCUGUUUGAGCCUGUGGUUAAAGCAUUUCUCAAUAAUGGUUCUCGGUAUAACCUCCUUAACUCUGCCAUCAUUGAGAUUUUCGAAUAUGUACGAGUGGAGGAUAUCAAGUCAUUGACAGCUCAUGUCAUUGAGAAUUACUGGAAAGCGCUAGAAGAUGUGGAAUAUGUACAGACAUUCAAAGGACUUAAACUGCGAUAUGAUCAGCAACGUGAAAGGCAAGACAACCCCAAACUUGACAGCAUGCGGUCCAUCCUCAGGAAUCACCGGUACCGGAGAGAUGCUCGCUCUAUAGAGGACGAGGAGGAGAUGUGGUUUAACACUGAUGAGGAUGACCUGGAGGACGGGGAUCCCAUGGUGCUACCUUCAGACAAAAUAAAGAACAUUGACGAUCUGAAUGAUCCCAUCAGCAAGUUCAUGGAGAGAAAGAAAUUGAAGGAAAGCGAAGAGAAAGAGGUUCUCCUGAAGACCAGUCUCACUGGCCGCCAGAGUUCGAGUUUUAAACUUUCUUUUUCUGGAGGAACCAAGACGAACCUCACCAGCCAAUCCACAGCGAGCAGCCUACCGGGUUCACCUAGUCCUCCUGGGUCCCCUGGUUCUCCUGGGUCCCCUGGAUCAGUUUCUAAAAGCACACCCCAGACGGCAGCUAUUACUACAAAGGGAGGCCUUGUGGGACUAGUAGACUAUCCAGAUGACGAUGAGGACGACGAUACUGAAGAUGAGGAGGAGAAGGAAGAAACUCUGCCACUCAGCAAGAAAGCAAGGCUUGGCUCUUAAUACCAGCAAAUUGUUUGGACAAAUCCCAUCAAACAACUGAAUCUCCCCAAAAAAACAGAAAAAUCCACCGCAGGCGGGCACCCCGCGCUGUGAGCGAGUCUGACACAAACCAACAUGUAGAUAUCAGCUCAUAAGUGCCAAUCCCCAGGAGCACGAGGGAGGGAAGACAUGACAUUUGGAAAGGACUUAGACGCCUUGUACUCUCCUGCAGACCACACUUUGCCCUUUUCUCAGGGAAGGAAAUAAAAGUCAAAUAAAAUAAAAAAAUAAUUAAAACAAAAGCCAACAGGGCAGGAGUUUCUUGUUGAACUCUCGAUUGGCUGGUCAGAUGCUCCAAAGCUUAAAGCAAGAAGAGGAGAGAGGCUCUGAGAUGGCGCCGAUAGGAAAGUCUGCAGCUAUAUAUACAAUGGAUGCCAGCACUUCUGAUGGGUGGAACCUUUCUGCCUAUAUAGGAUUCACACAUCCUAAAUUAUUUCUUUUGUCAUUACAUUUGCCACAACAGGUUUUAAAAGAAACCCUUGGUGGGGUGAGCCGAUUACAACAGAUUAUUAUUAUAAUUUUUUUUUUUUUUCCUAAAAAAAUUUUUUUUUUUUCUUCCCCCUCAACUUGUACACCCUUAAACUGCAGCUUUCUUUUGAAGGUUUAGGGGAAGAUCUCAACCCUAACUUUAUUAAAAGAUGAAAAGAAAAAAAAAUUUGAGUGGAAUUCUAGACGUGGUCACUUCUUGUCAUGAUUUGUAUCAUUUUAUAUUCCUUUUUUUUUCCCACCCUGGGUGUAUGCUGAGUUGUUGAAUCUGUUUGGGACCAUUAAAUUUUUUUUUCAAGU